Messenger RNA from Eimeria mitis, 654 nucleotides. RefSeq lists its product as uncharacterized. The record is from RefSeq and is a predicted model, not a curated record. Bases 1 to 654 code for a protein of 217 amino acids. Lineage: Eukaryota; Apicomplexa; Conoidasida; Eucoccidiorida; Eimeriidae. The transcript is spliced from 3 exons.
AUGGAAGUAGCAGCUUCCUCUCCGAACGACUGCCCGCCGCCGUCGGUUCCUGAACUUGAAUCGGAAUUGAACGCGAAACGCAGACUGGCGGAUCGCGCGGAAUCCUCCACCAAGUCGUUGCCAGCUGAUGACACAGAAAAAGGAAAUGCAACGACUGAGACGAAGCCGCCAGAAAAGCCAUCGAUUCGCUCACAAGUGAACAAACAACAAGUUUCUGAAUAUGCUGGCGCCCCCGAAGCAGCAGCAAAGACAACGAAGGGAAAAGCAGCAGAAGUAGCAGCAGCUGAUGUAGCAGAAGUAGCAGCAGCAGCUGCAGCAGCAGCAGCAGGAGAAGCAACAAAAGCAGCAGCAGCUCCUGGAGCAGCAGACCCACAACGCAAAUCACCAUCUGAAUCACCACCCAAACCAACAGAAACGGGAAAGGCAGCAGCACCAGCAGCAGCAGCAGCAACAGCAGCAGCAGCAGCAGAUCCGAAAGGAUCGCCGCCUGCAGCGGUAGCAGACGCAGCAGACACAUCAGCAGACACACCACCAGCAUCAGCAGCAGCAUCAGCAGCAGCAGAAGCAGCAGCAGCAGAAGCAGAUCCCGCUGCUGUAGUGUCAGAGCCGCAGCAGAAACGAAGGAAACCGCGUUGCUGCUGCGCUGCAAAAUAA